AUGACCUCAGCCUUCCUGAGCCGUGAUGGCACUCCUUCGGGCCACCUGAACGUCACUAUGGAAGUUGCCGAGGUCGAUUCGCGCGGCCCUGUCGACAGAUCAGGACACUAUGAUAUCAAAGUACUCCAACAGAAGGCCCAAAUGGCCGAAAUCAAAAGGACGCAGCAGGAAGAGGAGUUGCGCGAAAAUCAUCCCUUUUUCGACCGGCCUCUGUUUACACUGGGGCGCCAGAGCAGGAUCCGUCACUUCUGCAGCAUCAUCGUCAGAGCCCGUCAUAAGAUCAGAGGAGCAGGCGGAACCAAGAAUAACCACGCAGACGGCAUUCAUAAAAUCCUCGGCUUCGUUUCUUAUCUCGAUUGGUCGAUGUUGAUGGUUACCAUUCUGAGCUGUAUUUCAAUGGCACUGGAGACACCUCAGCGCCGUCUUAUGAACACGCCGGAGCUGCAGGUAUGA
This is a messenger RNA of Dibothriocephalus latus, 453 nucleotides long. Lineage: Eukaryota; Metazoa; Platyhelminthes; Cestoda; Diphyllobothriidea; Diphyllobothriidae. The record is from the annotation of a GenBank genome assembly.